This is a messenger RNA of Aspergillus pseudotamarii, 1822 nucleotides long. Its product is annotated as cytochrome P450. Bases 38 to 1822 code for a protein of 594 amino acids. The record is from RefSeq and is a predicted model, not a curated record. The transcript is spliced from 3 exons. Gene Ontology annotation, molecular function: heme binding; oxidoreductase activity, acting on paired donors, with incorporation or reduction of molecular oxygen; monooxygenase activity. NCBI's taxonomy places the organism in Eukaryota, Fungi, Ascomycota, Eurotiomycetes, Eurotiales, Aspergillaceae.
UCUGUAUCAGCCCCGUGCAGAUUCCCUCCCCAAAGCUAUGGCGUUACUCUCCCCCAACAUUCUGGUUUCCGUGGGUGUCUUCACCAUCGUCUGGACGGUCUGGUGCCUGGCCACGUUGAUUGUCAACGUGUCUCGGGCUCGAGCGACGGGCCUCCACUAUGUGAUUGUCCCUUGUUCCAUGCUCGGCGCUCCCUGGCUGUUGACUCAACCGAUGCUCCUCCCUUUUCUGAAAGCUCUGCCUGAAUGGUGGACGGAGAAAUGGCUUCCACUGCUUCUUUUUAACGAGGGAUGGCACAAUGGCUAUGAACCGUUCCGGCGUGUCGGAGCAGACACAUUUCUGGCCGUCUCGCCCAGCGAUAUGAUCCUCUAUACUAGCGACGCCGCUGUAGCGUCGCAGCUCUUCCAAAAUAGUCGGCUUGGAAAACCAGCGCAUUUAAUGGGCCUAUUGAAUAUAUUUGGCCCGACUUUAACAGCGGCUGAUGGAGCAGAGGCGCGGUUAUACCGUCGCACCGUGGCCCCAUUUUUUACCGAGGGGACCAUGCGGGACGUGUUUGUUGGCGCUGUCCAGGGAGGUACAGAAUUGUUACAAGCGUUGAGACAGCCGGCGGCCUAUCGUCAGCUACGAACUCUAUCCGCCAAACUCUCACUCCAUCUACUCAGUCGCUUUUGCAAUCAGGCCGAAACCCAAGAAGAUCUGGUAAAUAUAUUGCAAUGUAAAGACAAGCCGCAGGGCACACAUCGCAUGACCUACAGUGAAGCUGUGUUCACCUUGCUGGAGAACUAUACAACCGUAUUUCUGUGUCCACAUGCGCUUCUCCGAAUGUCGCCUUUUAAGACCCAUCGUCAGGCGGCCACAGCAUUUGCAGAAAUGCAUCGCUACAUGGAAGAGAUGAAGGAAAAGAAGGUGGCAGAACUCCAUCAAAAGCCUCCCACCUCAUCAAAUAACUCUUCAAGUAUCCUAGAGCUUCUCGUUCAAGCUGGGCUCCCAGCCGCGGAUGGAAGUCCAGCUGUGCUUAGACAGGACCAGGUAAUUGGUAAUAUCUGGAAUUUUGUAUUCGCCGGCCAUGAAACCAAUGCCAACACGCUCACUUUUAUCAUAUUGCUUCUGGCCUGUCACCCCAUCACCCAACGCACUAUGCAAGCCGAUCUCGAUCGAAUCCUCCAGGACACACCACCCGACCAGUGGACCUAUGAUGCACACUUCAAUCCGUUGAUGAACAGUCUCGUAGGGGCCGUGAUCAACGAAACCUUGCGUCUUUUCACUGUUCUGCCGGUGAUUCCAAAAUAUGUACCCCCGACAGGACCUCCGGUGUCUAUUAUUAUCGAUAGCCAGGUCCAUCCCUUGCCACCGGGUACAGUUGCUUUUGUGAAUACCAGUGCCACUCAUCGCCAUCCACAAUAUUGGCCACGUCGGGAAUCCAGUACAGACUCGAUAGCUUCUAACAAUCGCAUGAAGCGGCCGUUCGCAGUAUCUGACUUCGAUCCCGAACGGUGGAUUCAAACGACAGAUAGUGCCAAAAACAAAUUUCUGAACCCAAUUCCCGGUAGCUUUAUUCCAUUUGCGGAGGGCAGCCGAGCAUGCCUGGGGUAUCGUUUUGCUCUGGCAGAAUUGUGCGCCUCCGUAGCAAUCAUAUUCAAGUCGUUGUCGGUGAGCCUGCUUACCAGAGAUGAAGAAGGCGACGGCAGCAGCUUUGGAGGUUCUGCAGAUACCUGGGAAGCAGCAAGAGAUCGGGCCGAGCUUGCCCUUUCCGAGGGCGUUAAGUUUGAUAUGAGUUUGCGGGUCGUUCACAGUCUACCGGUUCGAUUUGAGGCGCGUAAAUAA